AUGUCCCGACUUUUCUUUCCACCAGCCAACGUAUUGCGCUCAGUGUACCGACCAGUUUGCUUUCCUCUUUUCUCAGCACGUCAUGCGUCAAAGCUUGCCCCUGUGCUAACUGCCAACGCUCCACAACCAGUCGGUCCCUAUAGCCAAGCGAUUUCCGCACGCGGAGUGCUGUACCUUUCUGGCCAAAUCCCACUGACAUCAUCCGGGAUUCCUGUUCAGAGUGCUGACAUUAGGGAUCACACGCGUCAAGUGCUUGACAAUUUAUCUUCAGUGUUACAGGCCGGGGGGUCAAGUUUGGAACGCGUGGUUAAGGUGAAUGUGUUUGUGACGGAUAUUAAGCAGUUUGGUGCGGUCAACGAGGUUUAUGCUGAAUACUUUAAGACAAACACACCGGCAAGAAGUUUAGUUGAGGUUUCUGCAUUGCCGCUGGGUGUACCGUUGGAAAUUGAGGCUGUUGCUCUAGUGGAAGAGAAGUGA
Molecule: messenger RNA, 477 nt
Organism: Magnusiomyces paraingens
Lineage: Eukaryota; Fungi; Ascomycota; Dipodascomycetes; Dipodascales; Dipodascaceae
Exons: 1
Coding region: 1-477 (158 amino acids)
Cellular component (GO): mitochondrion; cytosol
Molecular function (GO): deaminase activity
Source: RefSeq, a predicted model, not a curated record